Erpetoichthys calabaricus (reedfish) is the source of this 4848-nucleotide messenger RNA. It is a transcript of the gene kcnk3a, whose product is annotated as potassium channel, subfamily K, member 3a. The coding region runs from base 1195 to 2349 and encodes 384 amino acids. Gene Ontology annotation, molecular function: potassium ion leak channel activity; open rectifier potassium channel activity. NCBI's taxonomy places the organism in Eukaryota, Metazoa, Chordata, Cladistia, Polypteriformes, Polypteridae. The record is from RefSeq and is a predicted model, not a curated record. The transcript is spliced from 2 exons. Gene Ontology annotation, cellular component: membrane. Gene Ontology annotation, biological process: stabilization of membrane potential; potassium ion transmembrane transport.
CUAACGCUGCGUAAUGGGAUGAAAAGGAGCUGGUAGCCUAUCAUUUUGCAGAGCCAUAAUUAGUAAUGAAUCGUUUCUUUGAUUUCAGAGAUAGAGAAACGGCAAGGUCCUCGGUCUCUGGCGGGAUUAAAACAUAACCAGACAGCUUAGCUGAAUACUUGCAUUAAGAAUCAGAGUACUGAAACCAUGAAAUUCGCGUGUGCGUAUUAACUAUUUAUCGGACUCAAGAGUCACGACUCGCAGAGGCAGCAGAUUUAUGACAUUAACGUAAACUGCGGUGUUAGGACACUAAGGCAUACAGAAAAUGUUUAUGCACGUUGAACAUUAAGGCGAUCCGGAAAGCCGAAGAACCAGUCGUCUUUUAUUACAUUUCCGUUGAGGGUUUUAUGGAAGAAGAGAGGAAUGCAAGACACAUGCGUUUUAUAUACAUGUAGGAAGCCACCUUCGAAUUUCGUCUUCAGCCUUUUACAGGGGUUGCGGUUAGUGUUUUCCUAGGUAGGACGACUGAAAAGGCAAGCGAGCGGGCGCGAGAUGCAGAAACACCCUGGACUACUCAAUUAUUGGUUAAUUCUUGCCACGUAUACGAUGAUGCAGUGUACUAUUUUGCAUUUGCAGGUAGCGAUGUAACAAUUAAACUCCGAGUAUGUAAAUGGACCGAAGAAGGUAAUGAAAAUACAGAGGCUUACAGGAAUUAUGCAGCCAUAUAAAUUGUGACACUUCAAGUAAUCUGGCUAAUGUUUCAUUCUUUAAAGUGUGCGUUUUUUUCAAUGACUAGCUGUUCUCGAUUGACGUUAAGUAAUCGGGAAAGUCUAGGUUAUAGUGGACAGGUAAGCAAUUGGUUAUAUCAUAAAAUGUAUAGUUGGAUAGAUCGACUUUAAUGUUGAAUAUGUGCACGAAAGACAACUGUGAUGGUUUUCUAAGUAUACUCUUAGACUGCCACACCGCAAUUACAGAUGAGCAUUUUAGAAUCACCAUAUUAGGUAUGCAAGCGUGCAAGCUGACUGACGGGGUGGUGUGGUGGGGGUGGUGCUGAAGGGACAGCUCCUCGUAAAUCUGUAGGUCAAUAGAAGGCACUCGGAUACCUCUGUGACUAGAGCCGUGAUUUCUAGAAGCAAGGACCGCCAUGAACCAACCAAGUUCGCCGUCCACCAGAUCAGCUUUUCAAAAUGUUGUGCAAGUAAUAUCACUCAGACCAUGAAGAGGCAAAACGUGAGAACCCUAGCUCUUAUCAUCUGUACCUUUACUUAUUUAUUGGUUGGAGCAGCAGUAUUCGAUGCCCUGGAAUCCGAGAACGAAACCUCGCAGAAAAAAAUUUUGGACGACAGAAAAACAGAUCUAAUGACCAAAUACAACCUUACUAAAGAAAACUUUGACGAUCUAGAAGGAGUGGUUCUGCAACUGAAACCCCACAAAGCCGGAGUGCAGUGGAAAUUCGCAGGAUCCUUCUAUUUUGCCAUCACUGUGAUUACAACUAUAGGAUAUGGACAUGCUGCUCCAAGUACAGAUGGUGGAAAGGUGUUUUGUAUGUUUUAUGCCCUUCUUGGGAUUCCUUUGACUCUGGUGAUGUUCCAAAGCCUGGGUGAGAGGAUCAACACAUUUGUUAAGUACCUCCUGCAUCGCAUUAAGAAGUGCCUUGGACUAAGAAGGUCAGAAGUUUCAAUGGCAAAUAUGGUGACUAUUGGCUUUUUCUCGUGCAUCAGUACACUAUGUAUUGGUGCAGCUGCCUUCUCACAUUAUGAAGACUGGUCUUUUUUUCAGGCUUAUUACUACUGUUUCAUUACACUCACCACCAUUGGAUUUGGAGAUUAUGUAGCUCUACAAAAAGACCAUGCCCUGCAAAACAAUCCCCAAUAUGUGACAUUCAGCUUUAUUUACAUACUCACUGGGCUGACAGUAAUUGGAGCUUUUCUAAACCUAGUAGUGCUGCGUUUCAUGACCAUGAAUGCUGAGGAUGAAAAACGAGAUGCAGAACACCGAGCUUUGCUCACCCGCAAUGGUCAAGCAAGCAUGUGUGGACCAGCAGACACUGUGACUUCUGCAGCUUCUGCUGGCCGUGGUUUGCGCAAUGUGUAUGCUGAAGUUCUGCAUUUACAGUCCAUGUGUUCUUGCCUUUGGUAUAAAAGCAGGGAAAAGCUGCAGUAUUCUAUACCCAUGAUUAUACCCAGAGAUCUUUCCACAUCUGACACUUGCAUAGAGCAGAAUGAGGUCUCGUCAGGCAGAUUCCCUGAACUACGGUCUAAUGGCUGCAUUUGUAAUAUGCAGCAGCACUCCACCAUUAGCUCAGUCUCUACUGGGCUGCAUAGUCUCUCUACAUUCAGGCAACUGAUGAAAAGAAGAAGCUCAGUCUAGAAGGACUUGUAAUUGUUACACUAAGAACACAAAAACAAUACAGGAGAACUUUAUAAAUAUUCUAGACAAACUUUUUGGAAUGUUAAUCUGGAAUAAACUGUACACCUUUUGAUAGAUUUACUUAUAUAAAUAUUUAAUUGUUUUCAAAGAAAAGAAUGCAUAAUUUUCUACAAAGUAUUGGUUCAAGUGCAUCAGUAUAAUCAUAGAAGAAAUUGUAUUUUAUAAAGCAUAACCAAUGAAAUACAGUGGUAUCUGGAAUGCUACUGGAAAUUUGCAUUUUUAAAAAUGUAUUUGAAGUAUAAAGUGGCAUAUGAGUUUGAGAGUAGCAUUCAUAAUGUUAUUCUUACAAUUUAAGCCCUCUUGACUAUUGCAUAGUUUUAAAAUUUAGUUUCAUGUCAAGCAAUGAAAUCAAUUAAGAAUAAAUUUGUGUAAGUAUUAACACCCAUCACAUUAUUUCUUAAGUUACUUUUGUGUUAGAAUGGGAGCUUUAAAUGUCUAUAAGCUCUGUGGCGAUAUUACCAACAAUUCUUUGCACAUUUGCUGCAGCUCUCAAACUUGUUUUGCCAUUGCUGAUGCUUCACUGUUAGGGUUUUAAAGUGAUGACUUUGGCAGACCAUAUUUGUAGUCCUGAAGAAAGAUGAUUUUUAAUCCUCACUUCAAUUUAUACCCUACCUAUUCAUAUUUACCUCAUUUGUUUAUAUUUAGUACUAGCAAGUUUCCCAGUCUAAGGUGAAGAGAAGUGGUUAUUGUGCACAGGACCAUAAAUUGUUGCUUUUUUUUAGUUUUCUCUCAUAUACUUGAUUGCUUGAUGGUAUUUUUUGUCAACAAAUAACUAAUUGACUCUGUGCUCAGGGGAAAUAGAAAUACUUGUCGAACACCUAAAUGCACUUUCCCCUCAAAAUGCUGAAAGAGCGGCAAUGGACAACUUCAGGUAAGGAAUGUUUCAAAAACACAUAAUCCCUCUCACCCAUACAUCUCAUGAUGACUCUGCAUCACACUGUACACUUAACUGUAGGUAUGUGAUUACUUAGAAUGUGACAGUGUUAAGUUUUCUCUAUGCAAAAAGGUAUUCUUUUAGUCUUAUUUUUUCACAUCUUUGUUUAAUGUGCAGUCCAGGAGGCUACAUGUGGGUUUUUUUUAAUUCUUUUCAAAUUGCACCACAAUGUACUAGUCAAAAAUAAGGUUAUUGUCUCCACUAAUAUUUUAAUGCAUUUUACUUAUCUAGUCAUCUGAUACUGAUUUUUGCACAUUGCAGUGAAUAUAUUUGGCUGACAAAACUAUUUAAGACAGAACAUGUGAGUUUUAGCAAAAAAUUACAAUGUGUCAUUUUUAAUACAGGAUGUCCAGUGUUUAAUGCUGUUGUCUUACUGCUCCAUGAUACUUGGUUGAAAUCCCAGUCCAGUCCGUUGCUUUUUAUUUGUUCUACAUGUCUGUAAUUUUACUCUGUGUUAUCUGCUUCCUCUAUCAGGUAAGCCGGUCCACUUUGUGUGGCUAUUUGAAUGCAUUAUACUAUGAAUCAACAACCUGUCCUACCUUGUUUUAAUUCCUGCUGUAAUAGACAGGACUCCAGGCAGACUUAUAUCAAACAUUAACAGAGCAGUUGGGUUGAAUAAUUUUUAAUUUCAUUAUGGGUCUGAUAAAAGCAAUCCAUGAUCCUGUUGGUUUAUGUGAGGUCAAGAUCUACAGCAAUCACAGUGCAUAGCUGUUGCAAUAUUUGAAAAUUAGCCAUAUUUUUCCUGUUUUAUUCAUAUAAAAUAUUUGUUCAAGCAUUUUAGGCCUUAUUAGGACGAAUACCUUAUGAAAGUUUGUAGAAUAAAGGAUGUUGGUUUAUAAUAUUCCUCACAAAUCUGGAUUAGAAUAUGGAGGAUCAAAUAUAGAGAGAGAUAUGGAAGGCUUGUAAAUUAACCAAAAAUGUUCUGGAAUUGCACAUCAAGAAACAGGAUUAGUUAUGUGUUAUUAUUAUCUCUGUUAUUUUCAAGCCAUUGGACUUCAUUGUAUGCUAAUGUGUUUGGCAAUAAACAUUUCUCUGGGAUGCAAUGAAUGUUUUCUUUUUCUUUGAAACUCAUUGUAAAAAUUGUUGAUUGCUUAAUUUGUUUGUAUAUUUCUAAGUUUUCAAAACCUAAUGACUUUUCAAUGAAAAUAAUUAAUGUAGCAGAAGGCCUAUUUUAUGGUUAACAUGCCAACUAAAUCAGAUUUCUGUAUAUUGAUCACCCAAUCGCCACCCAAUAAGGAUAUUGCACAAUUUUCUAAGCUUUAGAAAAUAUUAAUCAGAUUCACAAGGCAAUGUAGAAGUACCUGAAUGCUAUUAUAUUAACUUUGGAUAUUUUUAUUAGAUAUGUUUUCUAGUUGUUUUAAUUUGAAUGCUUUUUUAUAAAAUUUUUUAUGGAGGGCAGGUUAGCUCAUUUGGAGUAGAUUAAUUAAUUCAUAUCACAAUAGAAAUUUUGGAUGUCAUCUUCUUGGAGGAAUUAUUUUUUCAUUACAGAAUAUAUGAAACUUAAG